GUUUGGCCAGAUUCAGGAAAUCGCACUUCCACAGGUUACCUCGUCGAGUCAAGAAAAAAGUACAUAGAUGAUGAAAGUAUCCGGUUAACUUUCCGUCGCGCUCGUCUUACUCACUGCACGAUACAUAGCUGAUGCCCUUCAAAGAAGAAGCCCUACAUUUAAACGAUGAUCGAUGUAGAUAGGUCCUCUCUUCGGGUCGCGACUGAAGAACUAUAUGCACUAAGUGCUGCUACGUGAUGAAGGCAGGAAAUUCUCCUCUUUUGUUGACACGUCUAAAUGCUUCUAGUAUCAUGGGUGAUAGAUUAUUCGCUGACUGCUCUCUUAGAUCGGUAAGAAAUGUGAAAUCUGAGCAGUUUUCGUGGUGAGGGAUCCCCAGGGAUUGACUGAAUCCUGAAUAAGAGUUGAGAGAAGUACUUGAAUAUGCGUCGCGACGAGUACGAGAAGAAUGCUCUUCUAAAGACGAGAGUGAGACACGAAAUGACGUAUUGUUUUAGCGUAGUAACCUGUAGAUCCUGGGUAUCGUCGCCCUAUCGAUUCGCAAUCUAAACAUGGUUUUAUCGUCGAUCUAUAUCCUAGAGUUCGGCUGCUUUGCAUCAUCAAGUGUGAGAAUGUACUAGUGGUUUGAUAGUAGAUAAAAUAUCAUGUCUUCUCGGAUUAAGCAUGAUAGUGGAAUAUACUCCAGCUUGUUGAAUCUUAAAAUUUUGUAUGUUUCCACAUGUGUUCUUUAUCGAUGAAAGUCAAUCGUUGAAGCUUGCCUAGUCCGAGAACUUGCAAUAUUGAAUAGCUUAGACUUGGACGAUCAAACCUGCCGCAAGAAUCCUCAACUGUUGCCAAGAUACAACAGUGAGUUUUAUCUUUUUGACAAAGCAGUUGUUGGUAAAGUAGUUCACAGUACGAGAAAGAUGGGUAAUCUGGUGGGAAGGAGCGCGGUCCAGCCGCUAGACCCACCGCAGGAACCUGCAGGAGCACCGGUGGUGGCAGGAUCGGGAAGCAAUGCACCCCCUAAGGAAACGGCGGUUAAGAGGCAGGGAAGUCAGGAAAGGAGGGAACCUGGAGGAGCAACAGACGUGGCAGCCCCGGAAUCCAAGAGGGCUGGAGCCACCGAAGGCGGGGGGCGCUACGGGAAGGAGAGGGAUGAUGCGUGGACAGAAUUAGUGGCUGCGCACCGAACGCUCCAAACUGAGGAGACCGUCUACAACGCUGAAGUACGUUUUGCGCGCAUAUCAGGGGCUUCGACGGCGGAACAGCGCGGGAAACUUAUUACAGCCUGGGAUGAAUGGCUUGAAGCGAAGGGGAAAUAUGUUGGAGUCGAGAUGCGAAUUUUCCACAGCGAAGCAGAUGAAGCAAAAUUGCGAGAAAAAGUAGGGGAGCUAAGACUGGAACAAGAUCAAUCAGAAAACGCACAAGCAGAAAAACAGCAUGCAGAACUAGAUAAUGAAGUACCUGCAGCCGGAAAGGAAAGUGGGACCGAAGAUCGAGAGGGAGCAGCAGCAGCAGAAGCAGCAGCUGAACAAGAACGAGCAGGACCAGGAGGGUCUGCACAGGUUGACAAUCGAGGAUCUUCUCCCCUGCAGACGACGGAAAGCAGCACUGUAGGAGGAAGCGAAGGCAAGGACGCAAAAACAGCAGGAUUAGACGGCCCAGCAGGCGGUAAGCGAGAAGCAAGAGAAGGACGUCCACGACUACGGCAACAACAUAUUUGGUCUGCAACUGCACCAGAGAAGCGACAUGUUGUGGGUGAUAACGCCUUCGCGGCUUUGGGGGGGAAAGUGCCAGCGCCAGGAGAAACAUCACCGGCGUCAACCAGUUCCUUCCUCCAGCCCAGCACCAUCACUUCCUCUUCUAGCUCUACUUCCACUGGAGUGCAUCAGCUUUCUUUCAACGACCCCAUCUGCGGACUCUUACUCGCUGUGUGCUUCUUCUUCGUGUGGAAGUCCCUGAGGAAGGCCUGCCGUAGUACUUCUACAACGUCCACCACCUUCUUCGGUACAACCAAAGAAGGAGGAGCUACCUCUAGUACUUUCUUCGAUGAAGAGGAGAACCAUACCAGCAGAGAAGAAACCGUCGCCAUCCUCUUCGACGAAGCAGAGGGGGAUGAAGACUGUGUCACUGCAUCAGAGGGAAGUAUCGCGAUCCCUGUCGAUGACGAAGACGUGGAGAGGAACAAUACAACGAGAGGAAAAGCUCUUCGCACU
This is a messenger RNA of Amoebophrya sp. A25, 2195 nucleotides long. The record is from the annotation of a GenBank genome assembly. Lineage: Eukaryota; Dinophyceae; Syndiniales; Amoebophryaceae.